CACACACACACACACACACAGAGCACUGCAGUAUGAACUUCUCAUAGCUCCACUGCUCACUGAACUGGAAUCAUGGUGGCUGGACUGACUGAGAGGAUGGGAUAUCAGGGUGCGUUCCUGUUCGUUCUGCUAGUUCUCGCUUCUCUCCUACAUAACGUACCAGCAGAGAAGAGAAAAUUGGACAUGGCUCCCGACGCCAUAGACGACAAGUUCUUAAAUUGUUUAGAAAAAAUGAUGAAGGUCGUAACAAAACCAGGCGGCUUGUUGCAGAAGGAGCUGGAGACCAGUUCAGAUUUUGCAAAGGUUUGGAAAAAAGGAGAUGAAACCAUUUGUGAGAAGCAAAUUCCUGGAGGAAACAAGUAUCACACAACUGCGCUGCAGGCUUACGGGAACUCAGACAGUAAAUUCAGAAAACAAUUUAACGAUCUGGUUUAUAGUAAAGGCACGAACAGAACGACGUAUGUGGACGGAUUUCCCUUCAAGUCUCUUCACUUUCUGCUAACAGACGCAUUUAGACUUGCUAACAGCAGCAAAUCCUGCGUCACCAGAUUUUACGGCACAACAAAUCAAUACACAGCAAAGAUAAAGGAAGAGGUGCGGUUUGGUAAGUUCAUACGGGCAGAAAUCCAGCACAGUGCUGCAGCUGAAACAGCCAUGGAAGAAGAUGGAACGUUGUUCAACAUCACUUCCUGUUCUGCGAUCAACGUUGACGAUUACACGUGCAAGUCUGAGGAAAUCAGCCACCUCAUUUCACCAAACGAAGUGUUCCGAGUAAAGAACAUCACAAAAGUCAAAACUGCCGAUGGUACUUAUAAUGAAAUCACGCUAACACACUCUCGAUUCCUCAUCAAUCAUGACUGCUACCUCUUAGGUGCUGAUGAUGAUGAUAAUGAUGAUGAUGAUGAUGAUGAUGAUUCCUCCUCUGUACAGCUAAGCUGUUCGGUUCUGGCUCUCAUCGCUUCUAUACUGAUUUGUUUUACUCUGCUGGAGUGACUUUCAUCUUUAAUCGCAAACUUUUACACACUGUAGUUCUUACUUUUUAUAUGCAUCUUAAUGAUUGUUCUUUAUUUUUCUUGUUUACGUUCAUUUGUAAUGAAAACUACUGAAUCUUAAAAUUUUCUUAUAGUUUAAGUGCAGUAAUAACAACA
This is a messenger RNA of Trichomycterus rosablanca, 1148 nucleotides long. RefSeq names its product ecto-ADP-ribosyltransferase 5. Bases 73 to 993 code for a protein of 306 amino acids. The record is from RefSeq and is a predicted model, not a curated record. NCBI's taxonomy places the organism in Eukaryota, Metazoa, Chordata, Actinopteri, Siluriformes, Trichomycteridae. Gene Ontology annotation, molecular function: NAD+-protein-arginine ADP-ribosyltransferase activity; NAD+ poly-ADP-ribosyltransferase activity. The transcript has 4 exons.